UCAUACUCAUUUUAUACAAUUGAAUAAAUUGAUUUAACUUCGUGCCUAUUAACUAACAACACCUACACACUCAAACUCAAUUUUAUUACGUCAUUAUCGUAUUUAUAAUUUUCUCAACAAAAUCUGAAGUUGUUGCUGCUGGACGAAGAUGAAGUGAAAAGGAAGUUCAUCAACUCUUCUAUCAGCUUUCAUCUAUUUGAUUCGAAUUCUUCUGCAGUCUGAUCCAAACCCAUAAAUUGCAGAUUCACAGAAGGAAUAAUGGGAUCAGAGAAGAAUCCUAAAGCAAAUAAUGCGGAAAAAGAAGAAGAAGAACGAGAAGAAUUUCUUCACCCCCUUUCCGCAGAUGAUAAAUUGCAAACCCUAACCCUCAAUAGCGACGGCGAAGAAACCUUCAAUGGAGAAGUCUCUACAUCCAAAUCCUAUUCACAUUACCGCAGUGCCAUGACUACUCUUUCCUCCUCCACCGAGCAACCCCUUUUCCCUCCGCCGUCGGUCGCCACGACUCCCGCCGUCUCGGAUCCCCUCCUAUUCCCCUCUCACAACCCCUCUCUUGAUUCCCCAUCCUACGCGGACAUGUUCCAUCCGUUCCACGAAAGGCUCCCGGAAUCCAACGGAAACGGCGAGAUCUCCGGCGAGGACACGGUUUCGUCGCCUCUAUCUCAGUCUUCUAGCUCUGACUAUCUGAGAAUCAGCGUUUCGGAUCCGCAGAAGGAGUUUGAGCCCUCGAAUUCGAUUGUUCCGGGUGGGAAUACUUACAUCAGUUAUCUGAUCAUGACGAGCACGAACAUUGCGGAUUAUGAGGAGUCGGAUUUUAGCGUGCGCAGGCGGUUUAAGGAUGUAGUUACGCUGUCGGAUCGGCUGAGUGAAGGUUACAGAGGGUUCUUCAUCCCGCCUCGGCCGGAUAAGAGUUUAGUUGAAAGUCAGGUGAUGCAGAAGCAGGAGUUUGUGGAGCAGAGAAGAGUGGAAUUGGAGAAGUACUUAAAGAGGCUCGCGAGGCAUCCGAUGAUUCGAAAGAGCGAUGAGUUGAGGGUGUUUUUGACGGUGCAGGGGAGAAUGCCAUUGCCCACGAGCAUUGACAUGGCGUCGAGGAUGCUUGAUGGGGCUGUGAGGCUGCCGAAGCAGCUGUUAGGAGAGUCGAGUAGUGUGAUUGAGCCGCAAGAUGUGGUGCAUUCAGCUAAAGGUGGGAGGGAUAUGCUGAGGUUCUUUAAGGAAUUCAAGCAAUCUGUUGUCAAUGAUUGGGGUAACGCAAGGCCGUCUGUGGAGGAGGAGGAUAAGGAGUUCUUGGAGAAAAAGGCCAAGUUGAAGGAUCUUGAGCAGCAUCUCACAAAUGCGUCGAAGCAGGCAGAAUCAUUGGUUAAGGCACAGCAAGAAAUGGGGGAGAUCAUGGGAGAAUUGGGGUUGGCUUUUAUCAAGUUAACCAAGUUUGAGAGUGAGCAGGCAACAUCAAAUACCCAAAGAGUGAGGGCUACUGACAUGAAAAAUGUAGCCACUUCAGCUGUUAAAGUGAGCAGAUUGUAUCGAGAAUUAAAUGCACACACUGUGAAGCAUUUUGAUUCAUUGCACGAACACAUGGGAAUGAUGUUAGCUGUACACAGUGCGUUUGCAGAUCGUUCUAGUGCCUUACUGACAUUGCAAACUCUUAUAUCGGAAUUGUCUGCCUUGCAUUCAAGAGCUGAUAAACUUGAAACUGCUUCAUCUAAAAUGUUUGGUGGUGACAAGUCAAGGGUUCGCAAGUUGGAGGACUUAAAAGAUGCCAUUAGGGUCACAGAGGAUGCCAAAAGUUGUGCCAUCAAAGAAUAUGAAAGGAUUAAGGAAAAUAAUAGGACCGAAAUCCAAAGGCUUGACGAAGAAAGAAAGGCCGACUUUGUUAACAUGCUGAAAGGAUUUGUUACAAAUCAGGUUGCAUAUAGUGAGAAAAUUGGAAUUGAGUGGACCAAAGUGGCGGAGGAGACAAGCAGAUACGCGAGGGAGAGCACGUAGAGGACUUGUGUAUAUUUUCAGAUUCUUCUUCAACCUUUUGGUAUGAGCUUGUGAAGUAGCUAAGAGGAGUAAUGGUGCGUAAUAAACAUCAUACAGAAAGUUAGUCUUAAUUUUAUUUCUUCAUCGCUUAGACUGUUUUUCUGGUUUGUAAGAGGUUGUUUGUACAUCCUCACAACUUCGACUGUAAUGCUGUAACCAUUUUACUCCUAUUAUACAAAACAAUAUCUCAUACUUUCUCCAA
This is a messenger RNA of Salvia miltiorrhiza (redroot sage), 2221 nucleotides long. Its product is annotated as sorting nexin 2B-like. The record is from RefSeq and is a predicted model, not a curated record. The coding region runs from base 259 to 1980 and encodes 573 amino acids. Gene Ontology annotation, molecular function: phosphatidylinositol binding. Lineage: Eukaryota; Viridiplantae; Streptophyta; Magnoliopsida; Lamiales; Lamiaceae. The transcript has 5 exons.